UGGACUCCAUGUGUGCAGCGUGCAGCGAUUUGCGGCAUGAGCAAAAAUAACACCGGCUUUUUUUCACUUUUUACUGGCUCAAUGGAAAACUUUUAGUGUUAAUUGCAAGGCAAACGUCAGGGAAGUCCUCUUAAAUAAAUCUAAAAAAUGGCAGGCGAUGACUUCAGCGAGGCGCUGGACAAGAAAAAGUCGCAUCGUGAACGCAAUGCGGGCCGCAAGGCCGAGAAGAAAAAGAAGAAAAAUCCGCACGUUCAAGAUUUGACCGCAAAACAACGCAAUCCGAAGGCCUUCACGUUCAACUCUGCAGUAAAGGCGGAGAGGCAAUUCCGGCGCAAGGAGGAUAUUCAGACCAAAAAGCAGCACAUUCCAGUCGUCGACCGGAAUCCGGUUCUUCCGCCUCCAGUGCUUGUGGCUGUGGUUGGCCCUCCAAAGGUCGGCAAGAGCACCCUUAUUCAGUGCCUGAUCCGCAACUUCACCCGUAAGCCCUUGUCCAGCAUUCAGGGCCCUGUGACUAUCGUGUCAGGCAAGAAGCGACGCAUCACCUUUGUCGAGUGUAACAACGAUAUCAACUCGAUGAUCGACCUGGCAAAGGUGGCCGACCUAGUGUUGUUAAUGGUGGACGCCAGCUUUGGCUUUGAGAUGGAGAUCUUCGAGUUCCUCAACAUCUGCCAGGUGCAUGGUAUGCCCCGGAUCAUGGGUGUGCUGACCCACCUGGACAUGUUCACAAACAUGAAGACCAUGAGGCGUACUAAGAAGCAGCUCAAGCACCGCUUUUGGACCGAGGUCUACGCCGGGGCUAAGCUCUUCUACCUCUCAGGCAUGGUGCAUGGGGAGUACCUUCGCAACGAGAUCAAGAACCUCGGCCGGUUCAUCUCGGUGAUGAAGUUUAGGCCGCUCACCUGGCGCUCGACCCAUCCCUACCUGCUGGCUGAUCGCAUUGAAGACAUUACUCCCCCUGAGCAAGUGCGCCAGAAUGAAAAGACUGACCGCACGCUGUGUCUCUACGGCUGGGUUCGUGGUGUACCUCUGAACAAGAAGAGCAGCGUCCACAUCCCCGGCGCAGGCGACCACCCCAUCAAGGAUGUGUCUUUCUUGCCAGAUCCUUGUCCGCUGCCAGACAAGCUCAAGAAGCGAGUGCUCAUCGAGAAGGAGCGACUGAUCUACGCCCCGUUCUCUGGGGUGGGCGGCAUUGUGUACGACAAGGACGCAGUCUACGUUGAGCUGGCCGGCAGCCACUCUUUCCAUCAUCAGCCGGACAACGAGCAGACCGAGCUGGUGUCCGGAAUGAAGGACACGCAGCAGACGAUGGACCAGAAGAUGCAAAUGUCGCAGAUGCAGUUGUUCUCGACUUCGGAGGCGAUCGUCGCCUCCAACUGGGGUCGCAAGGUAGAUGAGGACGAGUGGACAGACGCUGAGGAGGAGAGUGACGCAGAGGGUGAAAAUGAAGAUGAGGCAAGCGAGAACGAGGAUGAUGGGAGUGAAAAGGAAGAGGAGGGGAGUGAAGAGAGUGAACAGGAUGAGGAGAGCGAGGAAGAAACUGUGACGGUUGCUCCGAAGCUGAACGGUAAAGAGAAAGUGAUGCGAAAGCCAGGCCCAUUGAGGACAAAAGUGGACACUAGCGUGAAAGUGGAUGUUCCGUGGCAGACACAAGAAAGCAAUAGAGAUGAGGUAGAUGAGCCGCCGCCUGCGAAAAAGCAGAAAAAAUCUUCAGUUGCGUUGGCAGAAAGGAAAUUGUUGCAGGAGCUGGGCGAGGACAGUGACGCGGACAGCUUGUCCGACCUUAGUGACCUCGAGUAUGAGCCAGUGGAAGAGGAGGACGAGGUGGAAGCCCCCAUCCCCGUGGCCAAAAGGCCUCCCAAAUCUAAGGACGAGGAGACAAGAGCCAAGGUAGCACAGGCAUUGGCCAGCAUCGAACAGGCUGAAAAGAGGAUCAACCUGAAGGCUCAGCAAGAAGCGGAGAAUUCUAAGGAAGAAGAUGAUGAUGACAUCCAGAUGUCUGACUUUGAAGGAGCCAGUGACGAGGAUACUGCUGAGGGUUCUGCAAUGAAGUGGAAAGAUAACUUGGCACAGAAAGCGGCCCUGGCCUACCAGGAGAGACAAGCCACAACAGUUAGCUUGCGUAAGCUAGUCUAUGGCGAGAGCAACCUGGCGAAGGACAGCGACGACGAAGAUGACAUGGGUGGAGAGCUGGGUGGCCUCUUCCGCAAGGUGAAUUUGGCGCAGGGCCAGAAGCUGGAGGAGCGGUCACUAAGGAACAGAGAAGAUGUGUCUCGCUUCCCUGACCCUACACACCAGCGAGACUGGAAGCAGGAGCACGUCCGGGACUUGAUCAGGGACUGCUUUGUGACUGGAAAGUGGAAGGAGGAGGAGGACGCCAACGAUCUACUAGAAAUGGACGACCUUGACGAAGACGGUGACUUUGAAGACCUUGAGACGGGCGAGAAACAUGAAUCAGGCAAACCCUCUGAAAAGGAUGAGACGCCUGAAGAGCGCAGAAAACGGAUGAUCGAAAAGAAAAGGAAGCUGAAGGAGAAAUUCGAUGCUGAGUAUGAUGACACGGAUGGUGGAAAAACCUACUACGACGAGCUGAAACAGGAGAUGAGCCAGCAGGCGCAGCUCAAUCAGAAGGAGUUUGAGCACAUGGAUGACGAGAUGCGAGUCCAGCUUGAGGGUUACCGCCCCGGCAUGUACGUGCGUGUCGAGUUGACCAACAUGCCCUGCGAGAUGAUCACCAAUUUUGACCCCAAGUACCCCAUCAUUCUUGGAGGGCUGAAUCCUGGCGAGGAGAAUAUCGGCUACGUUCAAGCCCGCACAAAGCGCCACCGCUGGUUUUCCAAGACCCUCAAGACAAAGGACCCGCUGAUCUUCUCGCUCGGCUGGCGCCGCUUCCAGACGCUGCCUCUUUAUUCAAAGCAAGAGGACAACAUGCGCAACCGUUAUCUCAAGUACACGCCGCAGCACGUGGCUUGCCUGUCGCACUUCUGGGGGCCCAUCUCGCCCAAGGGCACCGGUUUCCUCGCCGUGCAGGACGUGUCUGUGCGCCAGACCGGCUUCCGCAUCGCAGCCACCGGCACUGUGCUUGAGCUGGACAAAUCGGCUCAGGUGAUGAAGAAGCUCAAGCUCGUUGGAACACCACUCAAGAUCUACAAGAAGACUGCUUUCAUCCAGGGAAUGUUCACCUCAAGUCUUGAGGUCGCCAAAUUUGAAGGAGCAAGAGUAAAAACCGUGUCUGGCAUCCGUGGCCAGAUUAAAAAGGCGGUGGGCAAACCAGAAGGCUCGUUCAGAGCCACUUUCGAAGACAGAAUCCUGCUGAGCGACAUUGUCUUCUGCCGCACGUGGUACCAGGUGAAAAUCCCUCAGUUCUACGCGCCAGUGACGUCACUGCUGCUGCCGACCGAGCAGAAGAACAAGUGGAAGGGCGCCAAAUCACUCGGCGAAUUAAAGAGGGAGAAGGGAAUCAGGAACGAGGCGCAGCUGGACUCACUGUACUUACCGAUCGAGCGCAAGGAAGUGGCCCCAGCGCCCCUGUCCAUCCCAAGAAGCCUUCAGCGGCAACUGCCCUAUGAGGACAAGCCCAAGAUGGUUGUGAAGAGGGACCAGAGGAAAAUGGAACUUGAGUCGCAACGAGUGGCGGUUGUGCUGGAGAAGCACGAGCAAAAGGCGCAUGAGCUGAUGAGGCGGCUUAAGACCACCUUCGAGCACAAACAAGAGACCCUGAAGAAGGCCACCGCGGUCAGGAUGGCCGCGCACAGGGCCCAGCUACAGAAGGAGGAGGCAAGGAAGAGCAAGAGGGAAAAGACGCUGCGCAAGGAGAUCUUUAGGAACAUAAGCAAAAUGGAGAAGAGGAAAAAGAAAGAUGAUUAAAUUGUAGAAUUUAUUUUCCUGUUAUUAAAAGGACACACUUUCAAUAA
Molecule: messenger RNA, 3911 nt
Organism: Cloeon dipterum
Lineage: Eukaryota; Metazoa; Arthropoda; Insecta; Ephemeroptera; Baetidae
Product: ribosome biogenesis protein BMS1 homolog
Exons: 7
Coding region: 148-3864 (1238 amino acids)
Biological process (GO): ribosome biogenesis; maturation of SSU-rRNA from tricistronic rRNA transcript (SSU-rRNA, 5.8S rRNA, LSU-rRNA); endonucleolytic cleavage of tricistronic rRNA transcript (SSU-rRNA, 5.8S rRNA, LSU-rRNA)
Cellular component (GO): nucleus; 90S preribosome
Molecular function (GO): GTP binding; U3 snoRNA binding; GTPase activity
Source: RefSeq, a predicted model, not a curated record